Molecule: messenger RNA, 3483 nt
Organism: Populus nigra (black poplar)
Lineage: Eukaryota; Viridiplantae; Streptophyta; Magnoliopsida; Malpighiales; Salicaceae
Product: pentatricopeptide repeat-containing protein At1g80150, mitochondrial-like
Exons: 2
Coding region: 852-2057 (401 amino acids)
Cellular component (GO): chloroplast
Molecular function (GO): protein binding
Source: RefSeq, a predicted model, not a curated record
AUUUGAUUUUUUUUAUUUUAAAUUAAUUUUUUAAAAUUAUUUUGAUAAUAUAGAAAUAUUAUUUAAUAUAUUUUUAAAUAAAAAUCUAUUGCUACUACUCAUCUCUGUAUUCGUAUAGUGUUCUUUGUAGUGGAACUCUUUUCCAUGAAUGAGUUUAGGGUCAAAUUUUUGACACGAAACAAAGCCCAAAUCCCCUCAUAACCGUUCGCAGAUACACCGGCUUACCAUCAUCUUCCCAAAACACUAGGCAAAAAUGCAAAAAUCCUAACUUCAAAACCGAACCCCCCCUGUUUCCGUUAAAGAGCCAAAUCUCACUCUCUCCCUCAGAUCCACUCUCUCAUUCUAUUCAUAUUUGUUUCUAUAGCCCUACUCUCUCUCUCUCUCUCUCUCUCUCUCUAUAUAUAUAUAUAUAUAUAUAUAUAUAUAUAUAUAUCACAUGAAACAACUAUAUUCAUAUACAGCUCCUUUUUGUUUAAUUUUUGUUCUGAACUAUCUCAAGUUUGGUUUUUUUUUUUUUUUGAGUUUUCAUCCCUUUUGUUUUUCUAUUUGCCACACGGGUUUUGAUGAUUUCUUCAACUCUUUGCCUGGGAUCAUGGUUUUAGCAUACGGGUAUUCUUCUGUUUUAUAAAAUUCCUCUGCGAGUUUUCCAUAUGUCUUGGGGAUGCAAUUUUAUUAAGAUUUUUGUCAAGCUAGUCUCAUGAAUGUGGGCUGGCUUUUGUGUUUGUUUGAUAGAAAUCCUCUUUUUUUCUGGGUUUUCUUGUUGAAUGGAUUGUGAAGAUUUUUUGACUUUACUGCAUAGAAUCUUGAGGUUGGGACAUGAGUAUGUUUCAAUUUGAGGAAGAAAUCAAGAUAUGCUCUCUCUGCGGGUCACUCGCAGAUACCGCAACUUUGCUGCUGCCGUUGCAUUAACUCAUAGCCCUGCAGCUGUAUCUAAUCUCAUUCAGAACCAAAACCAGAAGCCUUUGGAGGAACCUGCACUUCUUAAGCUUAAAGCUGAGAGAGACCCUGAAAAGCUAUUUAAUCUUUUCAAGGCCAAUGCUGAGAAUAAGCUUGUUGUGGAGAAUCGGUUUGCAUUUGAAGAUACCGUUUCUCGCUUAGCUGGUGCUAACAGGUUUGAUUACAUUGAGCAUUUACUUGAGCACCAAAAGACUCUUCCACAGGGUAGGCGCGAAGGGUUUAUGGUGAGGAUUAUAAUGUUGUAUGGAAAGGCUGGAAUGAUAGAGCAUGCUAUUGAUACUUUCCAUAAUAUGCAUUUGCGCGGAUGUAAAAGGACCGUUAAAUCCUUCAAUGCUGCACUCAAGGUUUUGACUGGAACCCGUGAUUUAGCAACAAUUGAGACCUUUGUUAACGAGGCCCCAAAGAAGUUUGAUAUCGAGUUUGGCAUAUUUUCAGUUAACAUUAUUGUCAAGGCUUUAUGUGAAAGGGGUGUUUUGGAUAAAUCAUAUUUGCUCAUGGUAGAGAUGGAAAAGUCAGGGGUAACGCCAGAUGUCAUCACAUAUACCACACUUAUAUCGGCAUAUUAUAAGAAUAACAAAGCAGAGAUUGGCAAUGGAUUGUGGAACCUUAUGGUGCUUAAGGGGUGUUUACCCAAUCUUGCAACAUUUAAUGUAAGGAUUCAGUAUUUGGUCAAUAUAAGACGGGCAUGGCAUGCAAAUGAUGUGACGCGUUUGAUGCAGAAAAUUGGGAUUGUGCCCGAUGAGGUUUCAUAUAAUUUGGUUCUAAAAGGCUUCUUCCAGGUUGGUAAUCUUGAGAUGGCCAAACUGGUGUAUUUUUCCUUACGUGGCAAGGGGCAUAAAUUUAAUGUUAAAGUUUACCAAACAAUGGUUCAUUAUUUAUGCAAGGGUGGGGAAUUUGAUUUGGCAUAUACAUUGUGUAGAGACUGCAUGAGAACCAACUGGUUUUUGAAUGUGGAUACUAUUCAUACACUGCUUGAAGGGCUGAAGAAGAAUGGGCAGCUUAACAAGGCUAAGGUAAUCUUGACUUUAGCCCAGAGGAGAGUGCCACCUUUUCCUUCAAGUCAUUUGAGUUCCAUGCAAGCUGUAUUGUCUAGAAGUUAAUUGGGGUGAUGGAAAUACUCAGAUAAGCCUGAUUCUGUAACACCCAGCUUGACAGCAGGGACUAUUCUUUUCAUUAUAUCAAACAAUACGUUCACAGAACAAAAUGGACAUCAUAUCUUCAUCCUUAACAUCAAACAGAGGACUUCCCCUUUCUUCAAUUAAUUGAUUUUAGCGCCUUGAUUAAGUUCCUGGCGAAAUGAAAGUUCUAAACUUAUAGUGGAUGGUGCCAUGAUUCCUGUAAGUUUUCAGGCAUUUUCUUCCUUUAUUAUUGUCUGUUUCAAAUCCAAUGAUCUCUCUUUCUAAUCUGCAUGUGCUUUUUGGACUUUCACUGUGUCAAUAAUCACUCUACUUACCGAAAAUCAAUGUCUCGUGCCAUCUUUAUUCACCUCUAUCCACGUGGAUUCAUGACAUUUUUUAAAAUCAUCAUGCAACUUCCUCAUUGUGUGGUGCAUUUAUUUUUGAAUACGACCAUGUCUUCUGCCCUGACUUGUAUGUUAGGCAAAUUUACAUCAGAUGUGUUAUAAAUUGGCUUUCAACUAAAAUUUUGAUUUGAUUUUUCAUUUCCAAGGUGAUGCUUUUUUUUGUGAAACUUUUGAGCUUCAUUUGACUAAAAGUUUGUUUGAAUGUGUGGUUGUGGGUGCAUUUCAAAUAAUUUUUCGUGUCAAAAUGCAUGUCAAUGAUUUUUUUUAUUUUUUAAAAAUCAUUUUUGACAUCAGCACAUUAAAACGAUCCAAAAAGUACAAACCAUAUUACAUUUUAGCCAAAAAAAAAAUUUAAAUUUUUUAAAAAUACAGGUUGAACCACAUUCCCAAACAUUACCUCGAUAGCCAACUGAAAAUGUGUCAUCUUUUUUAUAUCUAUUACUUAGAUGGCAACGUUGGACAAAAUUUACAAAUCAAAAUUGGCACAACCUGUAAGGGAAGAGAGGAGACCUGUAAAAAGGAUGCUGUUGCAAGGUAAUUGAGCAACGGCCGCAAGGUGGAAUAUUUUAAUGGGGCUCUUUGGCCGCAGAAAAUGAAUUUGAAUUGACACAUUCUUGGUUUGUGGCUUUCUAUUAGAAAUUUGACCUCACAUUUGAUUGAUGCAUUCAGUGCUCAACGGAGUAACAUUUUAUGGCUAGUCUCUGGUUGCAGAUCUGGAUAAAGUGGGAUUACUAGAACAAUUGGUGCUGCAUUUUUUGGGCAUGGACAUUAAUGUCUUGUGAUUGAGAUACAUGAACGCCUUCCGCUGCGUAUUGUGAACUGAGUUUGGCUGUUUAUAGGAUUGUGUGUUUGACUAGGCAACUUCAGAUGAUACUUGUUAUGUUAGCGCAAGUAUCAUGUACGAAUCUCCAUCCUGUUGCUGUAGUUUUGACUAUAUGUUUCAUACCUGAAAUGCUUGCCGAUCCGCAGUUAAAUUCCACUUUCUACAAAUUGUUUUGGUUUUA